Messenger RNA from Salmo salar (Atlantic salmon), 1484 nucleotides. RefSeq names its product hydroxycarboxylic acid receptor 2- (gene hcar2). The record is from RefSeq and is a predicted model, not a curated record. NCBI's taxonomy places the organism in Eukaryota, Metazoa, Chordata, Actinopteri, Salmoniformes, Salmonidae. Gene Ontology annotation, molecular function: G protein-coupled receptor activity. Gene Ontology annotation, cellular component: plasma membrane. Gene Ontology annotation, biological process: positive regulation of Rho protein signal transduction; phospholipase C-activating G protein-coupled receptor signaling pathway.
CCGGUGUCCCCUGAGUCUCCCACUAGUCCAGUCAUCAUGGAGGUGUUCUUCAACUCGUCUUUGCUCUUCAUCUCACACAGACCAUUAAACUCCAGCAUAAGGGACAAGACUGUAUAUGAGCAGUGUGACGGCAUGCCAGCUGUGCUUCUCUUCUACCUGGUGCUGCAGUUCAUCAACAUGUUCUUGGGGAUCCCAGCCAACGUCAUUGUGCUGUGGCUCCUGCACAAGAACAAGAGUGACUCCACCACCUCGGACAUCUUCAUCCUGCACCUGGCCAUCCUGGACACCUUCUUCUGCCUCAUCCCCCCUCUGGAGCUGGCCAACAUCGUCUACCUGACCACCAGCAGCACCUGGUACGUGCUGCGCUUCUUCUACGGCGUCAAGGACUCCUCUCCGCUCUUCCUGUCCUGCAUCUGCCUGGACCGCUACAUGGCCGUGCUCCACCCAAUCACCUUCACAGAGCUCAAGGACCGCAGCCACCGGCCCAUGCUUGCCGCCGUCAUGUGGAUUGUCACGCUGGCCUACUCCACCGCCAAGUGCGUGGGCAACAUCGUGAACUUUGACAAGGUCUUCACAGUCAUGAUCCUGGCAGCAUUCACCUUCAUGGUAUUCUGUAAUGUCGCCAUCCUAUGGGCCCUGAGGCAGUCUGGGCCGGGCCGUGACGAGAUGCACCCUGUCAAGAAGAGAGCCUUUAAAAUGGUCCUCAUCAUAUUGGCAAUCAUUGUUUUUAACUACUUCCCUCCCGUGGCUCUGUUCCCCUUCCAGCAAUACUUCUCCCCAGAUGUAUUCCAGUGCUACAUCCACUACAUUGCCUUUGGCUUCAUGGACAUUAGCAGCAGUAUCCAACCUGUGCUUUACCUGUCAAAAGAGAAAAUACUACCACAGAAACCUGGCUGCUGCUGUACCAGAAAUACAGCCAACUCAGGAUGAUCCCUCAACACACAUACUGUACAGGUAGAAGUCUGGUUAUUAUGGUGGGAAGUAGUUUUGGUCCAAAACUGACAAUGUCAGGUAUUGAUGAGGACACAAGAUGUAGGUAGACUACCAGUAGACAACUAUUCUCAGAUUUAAGGUGAAACAAAAUUAGCAUAUGGGCAAAAUGUUUUUUUUUUAACUUCCUUUAUAUCUUUGUUUUUACUUACUUCAUACUGCAUAUAUGGGGAUGGAAAUGCCUUCGAGAAAGUAAGCCUGUCUAGAAAGUAAAUGCAAUAAAAUGUUGAGCAUACUCAGUUCUUUUGACAUGUGGGCUAAUGUGUUUGUAUGCGGAUGUUAUUUCAUAUGUUAUUUCUGUUGUAUUAAAGGUGUGUAAUGAAUUAGUAACAAAAAUAUUAACACAUACUGCAUUAUGUCUUAGAGGAUUAUGCAUUUGGUUGUCUGUAUACCAACUGAUUUGAAUGCUGGUGUCAGAAUGAUAAAAGGUAAAAAAAUAAAAUUGUAGAAAUAAAUACAACACUGUAGAAACUGAGGAAUAGAGGUAUUUGGUU